GUCCCUCGGACACAGCGGAUCACCGAUCACGGAAAGAGCCGAAGAUGCCGGCUCGGACAUGUGAUCAGCUGUGUCCAAUCACAGCUUAUCACUGAUCAUCAGGGCACUGAUGAUCAGUGUAGCCCCAGCAGUGCCACCUGUCAGUGUCCAUCAGUGCCUUAUGUCAGUGCUCAUCAGUGCCUCGUGCCAGUGCCCAUCAGUGCCACAUAUCAGUGCCUACCAGUGCACAUCAUGCCACAUAUCAGUGCCCAUCUGAGCUGCCUUUAAGUGUCACCCAUCAGUGCCAGUCAGUGCCACCUAUCAAUGCCAAUCAGUGCCACCUAUCAGUGCCAGUCAGUGCUGCCUAUCAGUGCACAUCAGUG
Molecule: messenger RNA, 362 nt
Organism: Staurois parvus
Lineage: Eukaryota; Metazoa; Chordata; Amphibia; Anura; Ranidae
Source: the annotation of a GenBank genome assembly